Messenger RNA from Strongylus vulgaris, 606 nucleotides. The record is from the annotation of a GenBank genome assembly. NCBI's taxonomy places the organism in Eukaryota, Metazoa, Nematoda, Chromadorea, Rhabditida, Strongylidae.
CUGUUUUGUCACAGUGAAAAUACCGAAAAGUGUGAAAACACUAACACGGCGAUAUUUCAGGUUUUGUUCAUAUGUACUGUGAGGUGUGAGUUCGUUGACCUUUAUCCAAAGCAUUUCGAACAGAUUUUGGAAGAAGAUCUUGAUUGUCCACAUGACUCCGAAUCGGAUAGUCCUGCUCCGGAGGAUUUCAGGAACUACGUGCUUACUUAUCACAAUAAGUUCAGGGUGAUAGAACGUGAAAAGCUAAAAAUCAAGGACGAUUUUGGAGCAUUCAAAGCAGCUUUUUUGAUGUGGUGGAAAGUGAUCCGCACAAACGACGUGCUCGAAAUCCCUGAUAUGGACAUCAAAUUUUCCAAGGAUUUAUAUCCUAAACUUCUCAGCUUCUCAAAGAUAACAUGUGGAGCCAACAGAAAAGUUGGCUGUGCAGUUCAAGCAUGUAAUGAGCAAAAGGUUCAAGUGGCGUGUGCCUAUGAACAUUGGCCAGAAGAACAAGAGCCACUUUAUCUGACUGAACUAGCAUGCGAGAGAGAUAAGGUUAUAAAUCAAAGGGAGUUUGUGAAGUUCUGUAGUCGCCAGGGCGAAGAAAAGAUGACAACAAGGGAAUAA